Messenger RNA from Cylindrotheca closterium, 957 nucleotides. The record is from the annotation of a GenBank genome assembly. NCBI's taxonomy places the organism in Eukaryota, Bacillariophyta, Bacillariophyceae, Bacillariales, Bacillariaceae.
AUGGAAGCCUUGUUUGAAUUAUUCUUCGAGGCUGCCAAGGGAGGCGACAGAUUCCGUAUCAAAGAAUUUCUGGACAGUGGUGACAUAGAUGUCAAUUACAACAGCUAUAGGGUUCAUGAAGGAGGGACUGCAUUCAAUGCGGCAUGCGCCCAUGGUCAUUUACAGGUUGCGCGGUUGUUGUUGGCUCGAGGUGCCGAUAUCAAUGCAAAAGAUCGCUCAGGAAAUACGGCCUUGCAUUCGGCAUGUUAUGACGGUGCACGUCAGACUGCUCGUUUUUUGAUACGCCGGGGUGCUUCAUUAGAAGAGAAGAAUGAUGAUAGAUCUACGCCAUUGCAUUUGGCCUUUUCCAACCAUCCGUAUGAAAUGGCCCAACUUUUGUUAGACAACGGUGCCGAUGUGAACACCAAGGAUAACAAGGGCAAUACACCAUUGCAUACCAUAUGCGAAGGUUCUGCACCUAGAUGGGUUCAGAGUCUGUUGUGCCAAGGUGCUUCUCUGGAAGAAAAGAAUCGUGACGGAUUUACGCCAUUGCAAAUCGCCUGUUUCAAUGGUGAUUUCGCCGUGUCCCAAGUCCUUUUAGAAAUCGGCGCGGAUCUGAACAUCACGGACGGUGAGGGCGGUACACCAUUGCAUUAUGCAUGCAGCAAUGAGCGUCCUGAUAUUGCACAGCUGUUAUUGGAUCGAGGUGCGGACGUGAAUGCAACGGGUGACACAGAUCAGACACCACUGCAUCAUGCAUGUCAACAUGGUUGUUCAGAGGUCGUCAGCCUCCUGUUGGAUAGAGGUGUGGAUGUAGAAGCAAAGACGAAGAACAAAAUGACAGCCCUGGAUCUCGCAUGCUACCAUAAUCAUUUUCAAGUCGUCUGGUUGUUAAUAUCUCGAUGUCCAUGGCUACUUCUGGAUCGAUUAAGCCUUGUUGCCGAAACCCGGGAGAAAAAGAAGCCACGGCUCUGUUGA